This is a messenger RNA of Ilyonectria robusta, 453 nucleotides long. RefSeq lists its product as uncharacterized. The transcript is spliced from 2 exons. The record is from RefSeq and is a predicted model, not a curated record. The annotation marks the transcript as partial. Lineage: Eukaryota; Fungi; Ascomycota; Sordariomycetes; Hypocreales; Nectriaceae.
GAAUUGACGUCCCCCAAAGAACCAGCCACUCCUCAAGAAUCCAUCCGUGCUGAUCAAAAUUGGCCAUUCGUCUGUCUUUGGCUCGGUUGUGAAGCUACGCCCUUCAGACGAGUCACUGACCUCGAGCGCCAUUACAGGACGUCACACCGUCAACAGUCGGGCCAAGAUCGAUACAAAUGUGACCGUUCUUCGUGCACAAGAGGUUUUGAACGCAAAGACCACUUUCGUACUCAUUUGCGAGAUCGCCACUACGAGGAUAUCCCGAAGCGUGGCGUACUAGUCGACGAUGACUGGUUUGAGGACCGAUAUGUUUCAAGCAAGUGGUGGAGAUGCCGCAGCUGCCUCAAUCGCGUCGUCGUUGAAGUCAGCGGCUUCAAAUGUCCCGAAUGCAAAGUUGAAUGUGAGAAAAAGCGCCGUGAGAAGCGCCAGAAGAAGAACGUAAAGGUUCGCUGA